AUGCCACUCAACGUUUCCUCGGAUAUUCUAAGAGAGCUCAAACCUGGAUUAGAGAGCGAGAUCAAAAAUAGAUUUGAAUUAAAAGAUGAUGACGCAUACGACACCGCUGAGUACAUCACAUUUUUAAUCAGCAAUAAAGACACCAAAGAAGAAGUAUUCAAAGAGUUGUCGGAUGUAUGGGACUUCUCAAGUGUACCCAACUUCCUAGACCUUGUUUUCGAAGAGAUUGCCAAUAUUCAGCGCAGGCAUGGCCAAGCGUCGGGCAAUAGUGGGAGAGAUGAGUAUGAUGUCCCUUCGGCGGCAAGUCAAACCGCUGGGGAAAACUAUGUCCCUAGCUCUACACCAAGCGUACCCCAAGGACCUCAUGCGCUAAGUACAGCAGAAACACCACCAAGUAGUAUACACACCAAGCCGCGUCCUACCGGACCCAGUGUUCCAGCGGGGCCUAAACGAAUGUCGGAACAGGAGAAGCUUGCUUUGAGAAGCAAGAGAUUUGGUACAGAUUCCAAUGCCCGUAAUGGAAGCCAUGGCUCAAUCAACAAGGGUGGAAUCAACAAGACCAGAGCAAACGAUCGUGGAUCAAACGUAAAGAGGCCAGCACAUGUGACAGACAAGUUGGAGAAGUUUAUCGCCUCUGAGAACAAUGACGAAAAUGGUGUAACAAAGUUCACAGCUCGUAAACCAAAAGGAAGGUGUCCUAGGUUCCCCAAAUGUACACUUGCAAAUUGUGAGUUGGCGCAUCCAACCAAGGAGUGUUUUGCCUACCCAAGGUGUCCCAAUCCACCUGGAACUUGUAAUUAUUUGCACCCAGAUCAAGACCAAGAGUUGAUUGCCAAAUUGGAGGAGUCAAAUAAGGAGUAUCAAGAGAGAGUGAAGAAACUGAUUGAGUUGAAGCAAGGAACUUGUAAAUUUGGGGCUAAAUGUGCCAAAGAAAACUGUCCGUUUGCCCAUCCUACUCCAGCCAAUCCUGAGGCUAAAAUUGAGACUUUGGAAUUUUGUCCUGGUGGAAUUAAUUGCCAAGAUGAUGAGUGUAAAAAGGCUCAUCCAAGGGCCCCAAAUGCUGGUGUUAAGCCAUUACCUUCACUCAAUGAACUCGCUUUGGAGCAAUGUAAGUACGGUAUGAACUGUACCAAUUUCAAGUGUGUUAGAAGGCAUGCGACAUCGAGUGUUCCUUGUCGUGCUGGGCUAGAGUGCAGAAGAGUCGAUUGUACUUUUAAUCAUCCGUUUAGAGAAAUGUGCCGUUUCGGAGCUGCUUGUCACAUCGCCACAUGUAUGUAUCAACACCCCCAAGGCAGAACGAUGGUGUCACACACAUGGACAAAAGAUUCUCGAAAUCAAGGUCAGCAACAAGUUGACGAGCGUCAGUUUGCCGUUGGUGAGGAUCAAGUUAUGGAGCAAGUUGUUCAACAGUAG
Messenger RNA from Lodderomyces theae, 1413 nucleotides. RefSeq names its product mRNA-binding protein. The transcript has a single exon. The record is from RefSeq and is a predicted model, not a curated record. Gene Ontology annotation, biological process: regulation of mRNA stability. Gene Ontology annotation, cellular component: nucleus; cytoplasm. Gene Ontology annotation, molecular function: poly(A) binding; zinc ion binding. NCBI's taxonomy places the organism in Eukaryota, Fungi, Ascomycota, Pichiomycetes, Serinales, Debaryomycetaceae. Bases 1 to 1413 code for a protein of 470 amino acids.